CGCCCACCUGGUGCACCGCGGGCGUGGGGUCGCCGGCACGCGGGGCGCCCCUGAUGCCUCCCGAGGCCUAGAGAAGUCGCGCGGACCGCGCGGAGAGCACGGCAAGGGCGGGGAGGAGAAGUGGGGCUCAAGCAGGGGGCCCCGGCAGAGCGUACCCCAUGCCCGGGGGCCAGGGCAGCCUCUGGGUCCCUCCCCCGCCCGCAGGGACUGGGUGCGCGGCCGCUGUUUGCUCAAGGGGGCGGGCCGGAGAAGGCGUUUCUCUGCAGGGGAGCGGAUCCGGGUGGCCCCCGGGGCCCGCAGCGCCGUAGAGCCUUGCCCUUGCCCUUGCCAUGGCCGAGCGGCACAGGGGGCUGGGGGCGCGCCUGGCCCGCCGCUUGGCAAGGCUAAGGCUCUGGAGGGAGCGCCGGGGGAAGCGGACCCGGGAGGAGGCCAGAGCUCGGGAUAGGCCCUGGGGUGGCCAGAGCUGCCCUGACCUGGCCCAGGGCCUGGGCAGCACCAGCAAUGUCAGCCUCCAGGCCCAAUCCCGCAGCUGCUCGGAAUGGGACCUUCAGGCGGGGAGCCGUGGUUCCUGGCUUUGGAAGAGGCGACACAGCUCUGGGGAGUCCACUCAACCCCUGGGGCGCCUACAGAGGCCAGCGGUGGGCAGUGCUUCCGACCUGGCCAACUACGCCUCCGUGGGACGGGAGAGCCUGGCACUAGCGGCAGAGCCUGCUGGUGCCAGGUGCCCCUCAUGCCCGGUGCCAGCUCCUGGAUGUUCGGAGCAAGGAACCCCAGGUCGCACUGGCCUGCAACCCCCGUACACUGCCCCGGAGGUUCCUCUGAGGCCUGAGCCACCGGGCAACCUGGAAAACCUGCUGCCCCGCCCAGUGUCUUUCCCCGAGGCAGAAGGGGCAAAGGGCGAGCCUGUCACACCGGAGCCAGCCCUGUCAGAUCUAGCCCAAAUCCUACGCGAGUGUCCCUCUGCCAGGAAGACCCGCUACCACAUCACUAUCACCCUACAGGGGCACGGGCAGGCACCUGGGGAGGAGGCUGAGGAGCCUAAACCGGCCCGACCAGCUCUCCACCCCUGCGGCCCUGAGGAAUCCAGGGGCUGGCAGGAGCCUCCCCAGGGGCCCCGCCCCAUCACAGGGUGCCUGACAGACCUGCCCCGGGAGCCCCGGCGGAGAGCCCCACUGCACCAGGAGAUCACAGCCCAGUGGCAGGAGCUCCAGGGCCACUGGACGCCCGGGUCCCCACACGGACGGGAGCUGGACCAUACUGAGCCAAGGACAUCUCUGGACAGGUUGCUGGGGCCUGACAUGGAGGGGGCAGGUGGGCCCCCGGCUCAGGCUGAGGCCCCAGUGGUGAGCACCACACUGGCGUGGCGGCGGCCCCCUGCCCAGGAAGAGAUGAGACACCGUUUUCACAAGGUGUCCCUGGUGUCAGGGGCCCAGACAGAAGCCCCCCGGGAGGAGAUGUUGGAGUAUAGCCACAGUCGAGAGGAAGUCAAUGGCUUUGCAACCCGGGAAGAAUCGACUAUAAGUUACAAGGGACCCCGGGAUGGGGCCGGCUCCAAGAGCUUCCAGAGCCACGGGCCCAUCUUUUCCAAGAAGUACACGCUACUCCCCAAGGAGAAGAGGCCACUGGGGAGACGGAAGGAGGCCGUAGACCAGGGCGACAGCAGCCCCCAAGAGCCCAGGGCUGAGCAGGCCAACCCGGAAGCCCUGGCCAGGACAGAGCUUUUGGUGCCCCUGCCCGGGCCCCGGGAGCCCAGCCCCCACCCUGGCGUCAGCCUCAGCAGUGGGAGCCCCCGGAGCCUCGAGGAACGCCGGGUGACGCGCACCGUGCAGACCACCGUGGUGGUGGGAGGGCACGUGGAGCGGCGGGUGAACAGCUCCGUGACCGUGGGCCCAGGGCCAUGGGGCGAGGCCCAGCCCAGGGGCCGCAAUGUUGUUCGCGCAGUACGGGCAGUGAUCGUGAGCCCCGAGGCCGAGGGCUCCCCUACCCGCAGUCAAGCCCGGGAGCUGCUAAGUAGCCUCGUACCCACUGAGCGGAGCCCCGCUGCCAGCCGGCUUCCCAGGCCCAUGGCUGUUGUGCCAAGGAAUCCGGGUCUGGGUGGCUCAGGGGGCGCGGCCUCGGGGCAGCUGCCUGAGCCGGGGAUGGCAGAGCCAAAGGACAGAUCUGCUCUGGGUGCUGCAGGCAGCUCGGAGGAUGGUCACCCGCCUCUGAACCAGGACGUACCUGCAGCUCACCCAGAGCAAGACCAGAGCCGAGCCCCUGAGGUCCUAACGCGGCAAGGAGCCUCCAGUCCCACCCAGCCCUCUCCCCAGAUUUCUCGGAGCCAUGUGUCAUUACCCUCCUCUCUCCGACGCCAGACUCCUACUCCCUCCCUGGACCCAGAGCACCCCCCAGAGCAGCCAGCGGUGCCCACAUACCCCAGGACCCAGCUUACUCUCAAGCCCAGGGUACCCCAGGCGCUGCCCUCCAUAAAAAGGGAGGGGCUCACAGAUCCCUCUGUUGUCACCGUCCUGCCCAUGGCAAAGAGCGAGGUGCUUGUUACCGGCCCUGGACAGUCUCUUGCUCCAUCCUCUACAAGACGGAAGGCUGUUCCUAGCUCAGGAGCGCUUUCGGCUCCAUCCUCCCCGGGGAAUAAGCUUGUUCGGGACUCUGAACAUGUCCCUGUCUUCUCCCUUACCCAGGCAGAGGUGGUGGCAGGCCCUGCUGCUCCUGCUGCCUCAUCCCCCAAGCCAAGCAAGGUGGUCCAGGCCCCAGCAGGCAGCCCUAGCACCCCAAAAGAGGCUGUCCAUGAUACUAAAGGUGACCUUGCUUCUUGUCCCAGCCAGGAUGAGGCUGUUGGAGGCCUAACCACUUUCACUAUUCCAUCUCCCCAAGAGGAGGAGAUUGUUGAGGGCUCCAAAGUGAGCCCCAUCGCAUCUCCCACCCAAAAGGAGCUUGUCCAGGGUCCUGGUGCUUCUGCUGCCCCAUUUUCCACCCAGACAGUGAUUGCCCAGGACACUGCUGUUCCCCCUGCCCCCUCCUCAGAGGGUAAGGUGUCCCCCAGCCCAGGAGGGCCCCCUGCCUCAGUGCUGAUGAGAGCAGAGGCCAGCCUGGAGUCCCAACUUGUCCCCAACUCCACUGAGGGCGAAAUGCUCCCAGAGACAUCCAGGGAGGAGGAGGAGGUGGCCCUGGCUGCUGACCUGGAGAUAUUCCUGGAUACUCUGCGGAGCAUGGAGCCGCCUGAGAUCCUCCGCACUCACCGGCUGCCACGAGCCCCCCGGUCCUCCUACCUGGCCAUGUAUGCUACGCUGCCUGCCAUCGAGGAGGACCAGCCCGGACCAUGGGUGCUGGGACCCAGCCCCCAGGAGGUGCCCACACUAGAAGGGAAAGAGGAAGAGGAAGAGGAGGAGGAAGAACCAGAGAACCCCUACCUAAGUGACGAUGAGAAGCUCCAGCGCAGGCAGGAGAAGGCCGGGCCUAGCCCCUCCUGGGACUCUCGCCCUGCGAGGCCCCCCCAGGUCUCUUGUUCUCCUCUCGAGAUGAUGAAGAAACAUGUAGCAGAUGCCAAGGGCCCCCGCCCAGAGCUGGGGCCAGAGUGGCAAGCAGGCAGUAGGCCCACUUCUCGUCUUGGAGGCAGCCUUCUCUUCAGUGGUCUGGUGUCUGCCACCCAGGAGGCCCCCAUCUCGGAACCACUGGGCACAAAACUAUCUGCUCUGCCACCCCAUGUGACACCUGGCACCAGGAAGGUGCCAGGACAGCUGCCCCUGCUCUGCAGCGAAAGGCCACCACCAGAGAAGCCUGCUUGUGCCCAGCCCCUGGCGGGGUGGAGCCCAGCAUUGAAGAUCCAGGGCAAGCUGAACACCAGGCCUGGAAAGAUGAUCCUCUUCUCAGAGCCUGGCUGCCAAGGCAGCAGCAGGGAUGUCUGGGAAGACACUGCUGACACCUCCAGCUGGCCCUGGGUGGCCUCCGUGAGGGUGGUUCGAGGCUGCUGGGUGCUAUACGAAGAGCCAGAGUUCCGGGGCAGGAAGCUGGUUGUGCCUGAAGGAGAUGUGGAUUUAGGAGCCCCAGGGCCAGCGUGGAGCACCCAGGGCAUUGGCUCUGUGAGGCGGGUUGUCCGGGACUACAGUACCCCAGAGAUCAUCGUGUACUCUGAGAAGGGCCUCAAGGGGGAGCAAGUGGAGCUAACGGAUGCCUUGGAGGACACCCAGGGCCUGGAGAAGCCCCUGCAGGCCGCAUCUGCCACUGUCUCUGCAGGACUGUGGCUGCUGUACCCCAAACCCUCCUUUGAAGACUCUCCCUGCAUUCUGGAGCCUGGAGAGUACCCGACCUUGGAGGCCUGGGGUACAUCUGACCUCAGAGUGGGCUCCUUGAAGCCCAUGAGAUUGGGCUGCCCAAGCGUGGAGAAGCCGAGGGAGCCCAAGAUUGUGGUUUAUGAGAACACAGGCUUUCAGGGCCAGAGCUGGGAAGUAAGCAGAGACAUCUACAACCUCCAGGAGCCAGAGGACAGCCAGAGCCCCCACCUGGCCUCUGUGGGGUCCCUGCGAGUUCUUGGGGGCUGCUGGGUGGGCUACCAGAAGGCAGGCUUCCGGGGCCACCAGUAUCUGCUGGAGGAGGGAGAAUAUGCUGAUUGGUCACAGUGGGGAGGCUAUGACGAGGUGCUGACCUCCCUGCGGGUCAUCCGGACGGACUUCGGGGACCCGGCCCUCGUGCUGUUUGAGGCCAUGGACUUCGAGGGGCACGCCGCGGAGGUGAGAGAGGCAUUGCCGGACGUGGAGCUGGCGCGACACGGCCCCCACACGCAGGCCAUCCACGUGCUCAGCGGCGUGUGGGUGGCCUAUCAGAAGGUGGGCUUCUCCGGGGAGCAGUACGUGCUGGAGAAGGGCGUGUACCGCACCUGCGAUGACUGGGGCGCGGGCAACAGCGCCCUCGCCUCGCUGCAGCCGGUCCUGCAGGUCGGCGAGCACAAUCUGCACUUUGUCUCAAAGAUUCAGCUUUUCUCUGGCGCCGACUUCCUGGGCGACCACAUCUCCUUCGAGGAUGACCAGACCUCCUUGCCCGUCUCCUUCCAGCCCCAGUCCUGCCGUGUCCACGGGGGCAGCUGGAUCCUGUUUGGUGAGAAGAACUUUGAGGGUGACCAGUACAUUCUCUCUGAGGGCGAGUUCCCCACUCUUACAGCCAUGGGCUGCCUAUCUUCCACAGUCCUGGGCUCUCUCCAGAAGGUACCCCUGCACUUUUCAGAGCCUUCCAUUUUUCUGUAUGGACUGGAGUGCUUUGAGGGUAAGGAGAUCGAGCUGGACAGAGAGGUGCGCAGCCUGCAAGCUGAGGGCUUCAACAACCACGUGCUGUCCCUGCGGAUCAAGGGGGGCGUCUGGGUGCUGUGUGAGCACAGUGACUUCCGGGGCCGCCAGUGGCUGGUGGGCAGCUGUGAGAUCACCAACUGGCUGACGUACAGUGGGAUACAGAGGGUGGGAUCCCUCUACCCCAUCAAGCAGCGCCGGGUUUAUUUCCGCCUCUGGAAUGCUGCACUGAGGGGCUUCCUGGCGGUGCCAGACCACGUGGAGGACAUGAAGGCGGGCCGUGUGGUGGUGUCCGAGCCCCAAGCCGGAGGCAGCUGCAUCUGGUACUACGAGGAUGGGCUGCUAAAGAACCAGGCAGCCCCUACCAUGAGCCUGCAGGUGAUUGGGCCCCCCAGCCCAGGCUCCAAGGCUGUGCUGUGGGCCGAGAGCCGCCUGCCCCGUCAGACGUGGAGCAUCAGUGAAUCGGGCCAUAUCUGCAGCCAGAUGUUCGAAGGCCGGAUCCUAGAUGUGAAGGGUGGCCGGGGCUAUGACCGGGAUCACGUGGUGCUGUGGGAGCCGGCCAAGGACCGGGCGUCCCAGGUCUGGACUGUCCAUGUGCUCUGACCGCCCCUGCUCCCCAGCCCUGGAGGCUUACCCUGGGAUGAAAUGUUUUUAUAGGUUUUUCUUGUAACAUAAGAUGUUUUCUAAUAUGCUCCCAGGCAUCCUCA
Messenger RNA from Nyctereutes procyonoides (raccoon dog), 5980 nucleotides. It is a transcript of the gene CRYBG2, whose product is annotated as crystallin beta-gamma domain containing 2. Lineage: Eukaryota; Metazoa; Chordata; Mammalia; Carnivora; Canidae. The record is from RefSeq and is a predicted model, not a curated record. Bases 330 to 5876 code for a protein of 1848 amino acids. The transcript is spliced from 22 exons.